Messenger RNA from Trachymyrmex cornetzi, 342 nucleotides. RefSeq names its product odorant receptor 43a-like. Gene Ontology annotation, cellular component: plasma membrane. The coding region runs from base 1 to 342 and encodes 113 amino acids. Gene Ontology annotation, biological process: sensory perception of smell; detection of chemical stimulus involved in sensory perception of smell. The record is from RefSeq and is a predicted model, not a curated record. The transcript has 3 exons. Gene Ontology annotation, molecular function: odorant binding; olfactory receptor activity. NCBI's taxonomy places the organism in Eukaryota, Metazoa, Arthropoda, Insecta, Hymenoptera, Formicidae.
AUGCUCGAAAGUAGACAGCACUUAACGAUCUCAAACUUGGCAUAUAUUAUAUGCGUCGUUAUCAAUACAUUUGGUCACAUGUGCAUGUACUGUGCUGUUGGUGAAAUAUUAACAGCUCAGUGUGACAAAAUCCACUAUGCUGUGUAUUCCAAUGAAUGGUAUACUAUGAAUGCAAAAAAUACUCGGGACCUAGUUCUUCUAAUGUUACGAACCAGUAAACCUCUUCAUCUAAACUUUGGCAAACUAUUUCCUUUAACGAUGGCUACAUUUUGCAGUCUAUUAAAAACGUCAGCAGGCUACAUAUCUGUAUUACUUACAACAAGGAGUCAAUCAAAGUUUUAA